This is a messenger RNA of Miscanthus lutarioriparius, 576 nucleotides long. Lineage: Eukaryota; Viridiplantae; Streptophyta; Magnoliopsida; Poales; Poaceae. The record is from the annotation of a GenBank genome assembly.
AUGGCCCGCUCGGACGGCCUCCUCCGGGCGGCUACCGGAUCGGGUAGGCGCGGCGCGGUUUGCUCGGUCGCGCGCGGGGCGCGCGGACGCGGGCUAAGUCGAGCGGUGGGGAGCGCGGUCACCCGGCCGGCUCGGAAGACUGGCCAGAGCGGAGGGGAGGGACAGAGGAGAGGGAUGGAGCUGACAGGUGGGGCUGCUGCGGCAGUGAGGUCCAAUCGACGACCCGCGGAUCCUACCAGAGCGGAGGGAGAGACAGCAGGGAGCACUACUCCAGCACUCCGCCCCCAUGCGGCUCGCCGGCGCUACUCCAGCACCCGACGCUGGAGUCGAGCCAGCUGCGCCCCGCAGUUCUCGUCCGGCCGUGCGGCACGGAUAAGCAUGAGCCUCCGCGUGGGCAUCGUCGGGCUGCCCAACAUUGGCAAGUCCACCCUCUUCAACGCUAUUGUUGUUUCGUGCCAAACUACUGAUGAUGUGCAGAGGUUCGUGAGGCAGAUUGUGCCGCAGCACUUCUCUGGAAAAUCCCAUGGGCAAACACCAGAGUACAUGAUGUUUGGAGCGACCUGGGAAAAGACUUAG